GGCCGCUUGUCUGGCGCAGUAGUCGGGCUCGGCUCCGUCGCUCGCUUGCUGUCGCCGCCGCCGCCGCCUGGGCAGCCUCUGCUUCCCGCCGUCCGACCGAGGGAGCGAUGGGCCCGGCGCUGCUGCUCGCGCUGCUCUCGGGCCUCGGAGCCGCCAAGCCUUUCUCCACUGCGGGAAGCUCUCAUGGAGGUCAACCCCACAGUUUAUCUGUGGGUCCCCGACGGGUUCGACGUGAGCUUCAGGGAGCGCCCUAUGAGGCGGUGGAGACUGCAUUGGCCAAUGAAGCGUACUACCCCGAAUUGGUUCGGCUGGCAGCGCUGGAGAGAGCCAUGUCGCCCCCCGGUGGACAGCUGCGGGAUGAGCACCUUGCCCAAGCCUUAGAGAGAGCAUUGGCGUCUUCUGGCAACCAACUACAAGAUGAACGCUUGGCCCAAGCGUUAGAAAGGGCUGUGGCACCGCCCUCCGGUAGCCAGUUCCAACCAGAUGAGCGCAUGGCCCUUGCUUUGCAGCGUCUGCUUCAGGACGGACAUCGCCGGGAACAGGAGUCUGUCUAUCUGGCCAACCUGUUGAGGCUUUGGGAUGAGGCCAAGGGAGCUGCUUUGUACCCCGACUACGAUGAGACCAGCCUCGCAGGUGGUGGCUCCUCUCCACCGAGAGCAUCCCUCAGUCGCUACGGGGCCCCGGAAGGGGGGUUUGAACCCCAAGAAGAGCUGGGCGGGGAAGAAGAGCCUGUCGGAGAGGUGGACCCCGAAAUGCUAAGGUACCUGAUUGGCAAGAUCCUGUCCGGUGCCAACCUGCCCCCUCAGCGCCUCCCAGCGUCCCCCCGGCGUUUGCGGCGGGCUCUCUUGGACGGAGGGGACCUCCCCGACCCACCCAGCCUCCUGAGGGUCAAGCGGCUGGGUGUGGAGGCCGGAGGGGGGCAGCCCCCCCAACUGCAGCGAGUCAAGCGGACGGACGGGGUCGGGAGGAAGAAGGGGGCGACGGGGGGAGCUCAGAGGCUUCGCUAUCUCCCCGAAUAGUGGGGAUUGGCCUCUGUCUAAACCGGGGG
Molecule: messenger RNA, 1048 nt
Organism: Heteronotia binoei (common prickly gecko)
Lineage: Eukaryota; Metazoa; Chordata; Lepidosauria; Squamata; Gekkonidae
Gene: PCSK1N
Product: proprotein convertase subtilisin/kexin type 1 inhibitor
Exons: 3
Coding region: 108-1019 (303 amino acids)
Biological process (GO): negative regulation of endopeptidase activity
Molecular function (GO): endopeptidase inhibitor activity
Source: RefSeq, a predicted model, not a curated record